Messenger RNA from Colletotrichum phormii, 582 nucleotides. RefSeq lists its product as uncharacterized. The coding region runs from base 1 to 582 and encodes 193 amino acids. NCBI's taxonomy places the organism in Eukaryota, Fungi, Ascomycota, Sordariomycetes, Glomerellales, Glomerellaceae. The record is from RefSeq and is a predicted model, not a curated record. The transcript has a single exon.
AUGUCGGACCCGCCCCAGAAGCCGCCGAUUGUCCUGGCAAUCCGAAAUGAUGAGCCACUCCCGGUCAUCCCUAUCGGAAGUCGCGACAAACCCAAAGACUUGCGCGAUGCCAGCGAGUCCGCUCAUCAGGUAGAGCUGCCAAAGGCUCUGACACGCACCCAGCCCGACUACUAUACCGACGUCGCCGAUCACUUUCUGGACACGGCCAACUUUGAGGAGCUGGCUGGCCUAGAACUUGCCAGACCGGAUCCUUCCAUCGUGUUCCACAGGAACGAGUCUGACGUCGCCAGAUCAAUUGAGCAUUCGAUUAAUCGAGAGGUCGCGUUGGUGCUUCUCGGAGGCCACGCAAAGGGAACACUCACAAUGGACAGCACCACCCAGACCUACAAGAAGAUCAUCAUCCCUGACCCCCAGCCCUACGAGCCGAUGUCCAUCACAGCAAUCCCCGACUGGACCGCCGCGUGUGUAUACACGUCGCCCGAGCCCGGCAAAGCUCAGGUUUCGUCCCACCUCGUCUUGGAGUACCAAGACAAUGGCUUGAUCUUUGGCGAAAACCUUGCCUUCCAUUACCUGCUUAGGUAA